GGAAGUCGAUCCGGCCACGACUCUUUUCACUUGACACCAGCUUCUCCGUCUCGACGCUGCCCAGCGCUCCUCCCUCAGUAACCCCACAGUGAAUGUGUGCGUUUGUGUGUCUGCCUCCACCUGCGGUACGCUGUCUUCAACAGCACAACGAUGUGAUGGCUGCUCGGACGGCCGCUGCCUCCAGAUCAACCGAGACGACGGAUUAUGGACAAACACGCAGUCCUGCGUGCAACUAAAUCUCUACCGGCCCCGCGGUGACUUCAGAUCCAAGACCAGGUCAAGCAUCAAACCAGCGGAGAUGAAGCACACUGACCCCAGCAAUGAGAGGACAGAGAUCUCCUGGACCAGCUCACCUGAGGCUCCUCCGGUCUAGAUGCUGCCGAGCAGUCGAUCCAACGUCGUCUCGCAGCCGAGAUCCAGCAGCCACCAGCUAACACGCUGGCAAAUGUUUGCCGAAACCGCUCGCCUGAAGGAACAUUGAAAGAAUAAAAAGACGUUGGCUGUCGACCGCGAGCGCUUCACGUGUGUGCAGUUGGGCCUGUGAUCAUGGGGAAGGAACAGGACCUGCUGGUGGCGGUGAAGACCGGAGAUCUUCUGCUGGCCCACAAACUUCUCUCCAAAGUCAAGUGCAACAAAACCAAGUUGUUGGGCUCCGCCAAGAGACUCAACAUCAACUACCAGGACCCAGACGGCUUCUCGGCGCUGCACCACGCCGCUCUGACGGGCACCACAGAGCUGCUGUGUCUGCUGCUGGAGGCCCAGGCCACGGUGGACAUCAAGGACAUCAAUGGCAUGCGGCCCCUCCACUACGCAGCCUGGCAGGGCAAAGCCGACUCUGUCUUACUGUUGCUGAGAGCCGGGGCUUCAGUCAACUCCACUUCCAACGACGGACAGAUGCCGCUGCAUCUCGCUGCUCAGUACGGACACUACGAGGUGUCUGAGAUGUUGCUGCAGCACCAGUCUAAUCCCUGCCUGAUGAACAAGGGCAAGAAGACUCCUCUGGAUCUGGCCUGCGAGUUUGGGAGACUGAAGGUGGCUCAGCUGCUGCUGAGCAGUAACAUGGUGGCAGCCCUGUUAGAAGGGGAGGGAGGGCACGACAUCAUGGACUCUCCAUCCACCACUCCCCUCCACCUGGCCGCCAGGAAUGGACACAAAGACAUCAUCAAGUUGCUGCUCAAAGCCGGCAUCGACAUCAACAGAGGCACCAAAGCCGGGACGUGUCUGCACGAGGCCGCCCUCUACGGCAAAACCGAGGUGGUGCGGCUGCUGCUCGACGCGGGCAUCAAUGUGAACGUCCGCAACACGUACAACCAGACCGCUUUGGAUAUGGUAAACCAGUUCACCACCUCCACAGCCAGCAGGGAGAUCAAACAGUUGCUCAGAGAGGCGUCGUGCUCUCUGCAGGUCAGAGCGGUGAAGGACUACUGGAACCUCCACGACCCCACCGCUCUCAACCUGCGGGCUGGAGACAUUGUUAUGGUCCUGGAGCAGCUCUCGGAGGGCCGCUGGAAAGGUCACAUCCACGACAGCCAGCGGGGGACGGACCGGGUGGGCUUCUUCCCCCCCUCAGUGGUGGAGGUCCUGAGCAGACGAGCAGGGGCCACUCUCUCCCGGCAGGCUUCAGGGCCCUGCCAACGACAACACUUAACCUCCAGACUUCCUCCCUCGAGCCGUGGCUCCACCCCUCAGACUGAUGACUCAUUCAGCCUGGGUUAUGAUCCCGCAGGUGCUCCACCUGACAGUCCGCUGUCUGCCCCAGCUAGUCCUGCUAGCCCUGCUCAGGACAUUUGGGUCCUCAGGAGCUGUCCCUGCGGUGACAGAAACAGUGUUGGCAGCGCCGGCAGCGCGUGCAGCAGCCGCAGCGCCGGCAGCGGCCAGAGCUCAGAGAGCGGCCACAGACAGAACGGGAUUCAGAACCGCCCCAAUGGUGACACCGGCAAGAUGACUCCCUCUGCUGGUGAAUCAGGAGAACAGCGCCUCAACGCAGGAGCAGACCACAACAGACAGGCAGAGCGAUCCACAGGUGGUUCCUGUCGGCAGGUGAACGGCACCCCUCAGAAGGGCUUUGUGAGGCCGCAGGAGCUUCUGGAGGGCAAGGACUCUGAGGCCAUCUACCAAUGGCUCCAUGAGUUCCAGCUGCAGCAGUACACAUCCAACUUCAUCAAUGCAGGAUAUGAUGUACCCACCAUCAGCAGGAUGACCCCUGAGGACCUGACGGCCAUCGGAGUGACCAAACCAGGCCACAGGAAGAAGAUCUCCAUGGAGAUUGGCAAGCUGAGCAUCCCCGAGUGGCUGCCCGCCUUCACCCCUGCGGACCUGGGGGAGUGGCUCAGUGGGAUUGGACUUUCUCAAUACCAGAAGAGAUUGUGUGAAAACGGCUACGACUCCAUUACUAUCGUCAGGGACAUCACGUGGGAGGACCUGCAGGAGAUCGGCAUCACCAAACUGGGCCACCAGAAGAAGCUGAUGUUAGCAGUAAAGAGACUCUGCGACCUCCAGCGCUCCCGUAACCACGCCGACCAAGCUGGAGGCGGGACUCUCCGACGGAACCCUCACGCCGCCCUGGAAACGGUGUCCAUCGAACACACGGCAACACACAAUAUACAGGCUGCUCCUGACGACUGCUGCCCCUCCCCUCGCCCCCCCAGGGCGCUUCUCUCCUUCCAGGACAGCGAGUUGAGCGCCGAGCUUCAGAGUGCCAUGAUGGGCAGGGCCGGGGGAGGAGCUGCCGAGGCAUUCGCCAUCAGGGGCGGGCCCUCUGCCAUGUCAGUCAGUCAGGAGAGCAUUAGCAUGCGUUCACGUGGCUCUGGGAAUUCUGGGAAUUCAAAUUCUGGAAAUUCCCAAGAUCACCACGCGUCUUCGGCCAGGAUGUGCAGCCGCUCGGAGGAGAGUCUGGGCAGCGGAGCGGGGGAGGAGCCCGGCAAGAGUAAGCAGAGGCCGCCCCCCGAGAUGUGGGAGCACCUGAGCCGCUGCGCCACCCCCAACAAGCUCCCCUUCUCCCCUCUGACACCCCCGCUGACCCCGAGCAAGAUGCCUCGCUUCGCCUACCCGGCCGUCCCAGCAAAGGUGAAGCCGUUCCCGUCCCCUCAGCGCCUCCACCAGGCACAGCACCACCCGCCCUCCUCCCCCACGUCUCCGUCCCCACAGCAGGCCUUCAGCUACCUCCACGGCCAGGCGGGAGGCGUCAGCGGGCCGCAGCGGGGGCUCUCCAAACCUCUGCCGGGAGCGGUCCCUCUGCCCAGACCGGGCCCCGCCGACGGCGCGCAGAGGGCCCCACACAAGAAGCGCGCCCAGAGCCUCACGCGCUACGCCCUGUCCGACGGCGAGCCAGACGACGAAGAAGAAGAAGAAGACGGCGACGACAGCGUCGCUGCCCGCUGCACCGCCGCCUCCUCCGCGGCCAUUCCCUCCUACGCCACCCUGUCGCGGAGGCCGGGACGCGGCCACACGGGCGCCUCGGGGACCCAGCGGCACAUCAACCGCAGCCAGUCGUUCGCCGUGCGAUCCCGCCGCAAAGGCCCGCCCCCGCCUCCGCCCAAAAGGAUGAGUUCGGUAACUGGCAGCCCGGUACGCCAACCGGGCAACGGGGAGGUGGUGGAGGCAGAGCUGGAACAAGGGGCGGAGCCAGAGGCCGCUGGCAGCGUAAGGAGCAUCGCGGCCCGGCUAGAGGGAAGCAGCAGCAGUCCGUCCCGGAGGACAGACAUGCCGCCGACUCACGUCCAGGUCUCCCCGAUAUUCAUCCCCGUUUCCUCGACGAUUCCACACGCCAUCGGUCCUCACGUCCUCCUGCAGCACUACAAACCCGUCCCUGCUCUGGGCGUGGGGGGCCUGAGGAGGACAGGCAGCGAGAGGACGGAAGCAGAAGCUGCCAGACAAAGAGGUGGAGGCCUAGAGGGAACGCUCGAAGACAAUCCCAGGAAAGGUGAAAGAACGUCCAUGAGCGCCACGGCGUCUCCAAAGCACAGCUCCGGGGGGCACCUCCCCUUCGCCGAAGAAGGAAACCUCACCAUCAAGCAGCGGCCCCGCGCGGCUGCCCCAGACGCCGUGGUCAAGACCCCGAGCAGCCUGGAGCUCCCCGAGUUCAACCUGAAAGAGUCGGACACCGUGAAGAGACGACACAAACCCAAAGACUUGUUGACGCCCGAGGAGGCCGCCUCCCCCAGCGCAGAGAACAAGCCCCCGCCAAGCGAUGAGGAGGCCCAGAGGCCGGGGGGUGUGUUCCGUAGAGCGGGCUCCCUCGGGAAAGGCCCCAAGCCUCCAGUGUCCUCCAAGCCGUCCAGUCCUCUCAAACAAGCGUCUCCCAGCCAACAAGCUGCUGAACACACGGCCAUUCCGAAGCUAACCAGCAUCCAGAUUCACAAAGUCUCCCCCAAGCUGGCCGGCCUCAUACACGCGCACACGCGUGUGGCCAAGGACCUGCAGCCAGCGAGGGCCAAACCAGAGAGUCCACAGAAAGCGUCCGGUCCGUCCCUAUCAAGAGUCCCUCAGCCCGGCAAGGCGCCAGCAUCUUCAGCAGGACUCAACCUCAUUUUGGUCCAGAGUGUCGCGUUCCCCCCUCCGUGCUCCCAGGCUCCGCCCCCUUCGCACACCGCAUCGGCUCCGGCGGGCAGGGCGGUGACAACGUCGCCGGCUGGCGUGGCCGGUCUGGAGGUGCUCGCUCAGAAGAGGCUGGAGCAAACCAGUACGUCGCUGGAGGCGGCCCUCAAGGUGGUGGAGAACAAACUGGCCCACGGGGGCGGCGUGGACAGUGGCAGCGGCUCGGUGAAGGCGGCGGGGAACAUCCUGGACGACAUCGGCAACAUGUUCGACGACCUGGCCGACCAGCUGGACGCCAUGCUGGAGUGAGUCUUGUGGGGGGGGGGGGGGGGCAGAGAAGCGCUCCGCUCCUCUUCGCCACUGAAAUAGACACUUUAUUGAACCCUGGGGGCACAUGUGAGGAUUUCCUGCACAACCUCUCACAACAUCGCCCAGUAUUCCAACGCGAGCACUUCGCCGAAGGACAUGCGCCCGGGAACGUUGUGUGUGUGUGUGUGUGUCGGUGUGUGUGUGUGUCGGUGUCUCUGACUGUGUGUGUCUGCGUGUGUGUGUGUGGGGGGAAUGAGGGUCCUUUGUAUUCAUAUUAUGUGUAAAUGUUUGGUGGCACUGUGUACGUGUGUAGUCAGAUAUCUUUAUACUGAGUAUAUUUAUACUUCUAUGUUUGUUUUUUAACAAAUGGAGUUCCUAUUCACUGUCUAAAUCAUUUCCAGUGUAUAUUAGCAAAACUGUCAUGUAUAUAUGUUUCGGUUUUAUUGUCUUUAAAGCAGCAUAUUCCUGAUAUGAAUUGACGUGUUAUUUCUUUACUCAAAAUAAGGGAUUGUUUGUUGGAAGCAUUCAGGUCUGUGUGGGGGGGGGGGGGGUUAUAAUAGUAGAGGAAACACUGGGUGUCAUUAUGUUAAGAGGCUGAAUACCUGAAUUCAAAUAGUAUUUUAUGUGUGCGUUCUAAAACUCUAAAACUAAAGCGUGGUGCCCCUUUGCUGCUGCAGUGUUUGAUGAGCCUGUUAAGCAGCAUUGUGAGAUUAGAUGUUUAGAUGUACUGCAGAUAUCUCAGACAUCGGACUUGAGCUUUAGAUCAGUUGAACCUGCUCUUACAUUUUGAAUUCAUGAGUUUGCCUUGCUUCUUUGACCCGAUGCCAUCCUCCACUUCCUGUGCGGGUCCAUGUGUGAGCAGGUACGGAAGCCAUCUUCUAUCCUUCCCAAAGCGCUGCAGGCAGAACAUCCGUGUGGACGUCUCCAAAGAGUGAGUUUUUGUUUACUUCAAAACAGGAUUUAGCACGUUUUAGUUAUUUGGUUUUAUUUUGAUGUAUUAAUGUUCCCAGAAACAUUUCCAUUGAAUUCUGUUUAAUCCUGGAAAUGAUUAAAAAGACAAUUUCUACUGA
Pungitius pungitius (ninespine stickleback) is the source of this 5915-nucleotide messenger RNA. Its product is annotated as caskin-2-like. Lineage: Eukaryota; Metazoa; Chordata; Actinopteri; Perciformes; Gasterosteidae. Gene Ontology annotation, molecular function: protein binding. The record is from RefSeq and is a predicted model, not a curated record. Bases 547 to 4845 code for a protein of 1432 amino acids. The transcript has 22 exons.